This is a messenger RNA of Saccoglossus kowalevskii, 648 nucleotides long. RefSeq names its product solute carrier family 49 member A3-like. Gene Ontology annotation, molecular function: transmembrane transporter activity. NCBI's taxonomy places the organism in Eukaryota, Metazoa, Hemichordata, Enteropneusta, Harrimaniidae. Gene Ontology annotation, biological process: transmembrane transport. The record is from RefSeq and is a predicted model, not a curated record. Gene Ontology annotation, cellular component: membrane.
AUGUCGGCGACCAGUGAAUAUUCGUCGCUUCUGGGAACUGAUCGGCUUAUCGACCCAAUUUUACGCUCUUCAACAGUCAGUUUGUCUGCCAGCAGCGAUGGGAACACUCCGUAUAGAGUAUAUACCAGACGGUGGUUUAUGUUGACUGUUGUGUGCGUUUUAAACAUUUCGAAUGCAAUGAUCUGGAUGACCUUUGGUCCUAUUGCUGACAGAGCGGGGGAAUAUUUCAAAAUUAGUUACAAUGAGGUCAAUUGGCUAUCACUUAUUUUCAUGACAGCCUCUAUACCAUUAGGUAUAUGUGCAUCCUGGUUAUUAGAUACAAUGGGACUUAGAGCUAGUAUUGUACUUGGAUCCUGGCUGAACGCAAUUGGAUGUGGAGUUAGGGUAAUUAGUACCCUUUCAUUUGUACCACAGCAAGCCCGAUUCCCAGUAUUAAUAUCAGGUCAAUUCUUAGCCGCUUGUUCCCAGCCGUUUGUGAUGUUUUCCCCCACCAAGCUUGCAGCUACAUGGUUCCAAGGAGAUCAGAGAGCAACUGCCAAUAUGAUAGCAUCUGUCUCCAAUCCCGUUGGUAUUCUGCUAGCCAAUAUACUGUCUCCAUUACUUGCACCAAAUCAGCAUGAUGUCCCUUUUGCAGUAAGUUUACUUUAA